Messenger RNA from Octopus bimaculoides (California two-spot octopus), 3984 nucleotides. RefSeq lists its product as uncharacterized. The record is from RefSeq and is a predicted model, not a curated record. NCBI's taxonomy places the organism in Eukaryota, Metazoa, Mollusca, Cephalopoda, Octopoda, Octopodidae. Gene Ontology annotation, molecular function: protein binding.
UGUCAGGUGACUUUUGGCCAACUCUGUAUAUAUAUCAUUUUUUUUCUUUUUGUUUCUAAUAUGUAUAUUUUAUUAUUUCAGGCUCUAAUUGAUGAAGAUCGAUUAUUAUCGCGAUUAGAGGUUUUGGAAAGUCAGUUAGUUAUUUAUUCAAAGAACCAUGGUGAAGACACCUUACGUCAAGAACUAGUUGCUUUACAAGAUGAUAAACAUCAUUAUGAGAUCACAGCAAAGGAGUCUUUACGGCGAGUUUUACAAGAAAAGCUAGAGGCAGUUAGAAAAAUAACUGAUCUUGAGCAAUCUCUAGGUAAUGCUGAAAACAACUGCUGUUAUUUGAAAGAAAUAACUGAAAGAACUCAAAAUGACCUCAAACAACUUGCAGCAGACCAUCAAGAGCAGCGCAAAGAAGUGGAACAGCUUGAGAAAAAACUGGAAGAAGCGAAGAAAAAGCAUCAAGAGGAAUUGGAAAAGGUUGAGAAUGAAAAGCAAGAGUUGAUAGAUAAAUUAGAAGAAGUGACAAAACAAGAGAAAAUACUUUGUGCUAAGGUUGAAUCAUUACAAGCUGACAAUGAUAUUACCAAUGAGCAAUUAGCUGUUAUGAAAACAAAAUGGGAAAAUAUCAAAGAAGGUGAUGUAGAUAAAAUAAUUUCAAAUGAUGAUGAUUCAACAAAUAUCAUAGACAAAAAUAAAUUAGGUGAACAAAAUGUUGAAAUUAUUCCAAUCAGUAAAAUGGAUCAAGAAUCUGAAGACUUACAAGAAAAAUUACAAGAAAAACAACAACUAAUUGUUAAUUAUAAAGCCAAAAUUGAAGAGCUUGAAUCUCAAGUGAAAAGUAGCCAACAGGAAGUAGAUAAAAUUCAAUCUGAACUAGACCAAGCUACCAGGGAUUCUAACAAAUACAUAUUAGAAAUUGCUGCCUUAGAAAAAAAAUUACUACAAUCUGAUUUAUAUAUAAACGAAAUGAUGGAUUCUACGAUGGAUAAUUUAAAACUGCAGUUGAAAGAAGCUCACCGGCAGACUGAGUGCAGCAGUGAUUUGAACACACAUUUAGAAGCUGAAAUUGAAGAAUUAGAAUCUGAAUGGACUUUACAACAGUCUGAGAAAAUUGACCAUGAUGAUGAGAAAUAUGAACCAGUUGACAGUUUAACUCUUACUUCUCCUUAUCAAAUUUCCAAUCAUCUUGAUUCUGAAAGGCCUCAUCUAAUUGAUGUCGAAAAAUUAAAAGCUCUUGAACAGAAAAGGAUUAUCGAAGCAACAAGAGAUGUCAAACAACAAAUACUUGAUUUACGAGAGUGUCUGCUUCAAGACGGAGACCAGUAUCAGUUAAUGCAGGAUGAAGUAUUUAAUUUGAAAAAUCAAUUAGAAGUUGAGAAGUCUAAGCACAAAGAAACAUUUGACGAACUAAUUGAAAAGAAACGAUUGCUGCAGGAGGCGCUCCAAAGUGCUAAACAGAGCCGUAAUGAAGCAGAACAAUUGAAGAACAAAGUGAAGACAUUACAAGAUGAAAUAGACUCUGAUAAAAACACUCGUCAACGAGAUUCUCCUCAUGUUAAGAGCUCACAUGAAUCUACGCACAGACCCACAGCUAAAAACAAAAGUGAAUUGAACUCCCUAAAAGAGGAAUGUACAAACCUUAGAAAGCGAAUACAUGCUAUUGAAACAGAGAUGAAGUUAUCAAGGAAAGAAAAUUUACAACUGUCAUCUGAUUACAACAAACUGCAAGAUUCCCACCGAGAACUUGAAGCUUUGAAGGUCAAACUGGAACACAAAGCAAUUCUUUGGAAAUCUAAUAUGACAGAUGCCCAAAAAGAGGCUGAACAAGCUAAACAGGAGACGGGGCAAACCAAAGAUUUAGUGAGUGACCUUACUAUGAAGUGCGAUAAGUACACCGAUGAAGUUCGCAGUCUUCGUGAAGAACUAAGCAGUAUGCUGGAAGACUACCAAUAUCUCAGGGACAAAAGUAAAUUGCUGUCAUUCAUCUCCAGCAUUCCUCUGUUGAUUCUGCUAUUUGCGAUCUUGUUAGCCUUUUACCCCACAUUAGAAGAAAUCACAGCAACCUCAUCUGAACUAAAUUGGCUCGACCCAGACACAGCAGCCUGAUAAUCUCAAUUCUGCAGGGAGAGAUUUAAGAUUUAAAUGAAUCAAAACAUCUAGAAAACACUUGACUAGAUUUUUGUUCCUCCCCGGUGGCCAUUGGAAUGACUGAAAGAAAGAAAGAAAGAAAAACAAGCAAACAAACAAAUCAACAAAUAAAUAAAUAAACCAACCAACCAACCAAGGACAAUUGGAUGUUAUAGUUCACUGGUUUUAUUUUAUUUCAAACUACUAGUAACUACUGUAUGUACCAAGAUGACUUGUAAAUUAUUACUUCAUUGAGAAUGGCCUUAACACAGCUAGGAAGAGCUUUGACAAGUUCUCUCUCUUUCUCUCACUUCUUCUCUCUCUCUCUCUCUCUCUCUCUCUCUCUCUCUCUCAUAUAUACAUAAACGUCAAAUAAACCAGAACUAUUUCAACUGUAAUAAAACCGAGUAUCUUCUAAAAUAACAUCCUGUAUGUCUGUGUAUUUGAUAUCUGUGCAAAUGUGCAGUCUACUCAGUGAACUGUUUGUGAUUCUCACUCCCUCACUCUCACUCAUUCUCUUUCAGUUUCUCUCUCAUUCACUUACCCACCCAUUCUUUCACUCACUCUCAAGGUGACCUCGUAUAUUUAACCUUUGUCUCUUUAGCUAUUGAACUUUAAAGCUUAUCUUUUUGUUGAUGCAUUUAUGCCCUGUAUCUGUCCAUAUAUACAUAUCUGUAUCUCUCUCUCACUAAUAUAUAUAUAUAUAUAUUUUUUUGUGAGUCAUGGGCAUUUAUGCAGUAAAGCAUAUAAUUGAAUUACAUUUCCUAUGUGAGGACACAUUAGCCAUAAUAAUAUAUAUUCAAAAGGAAGGACAGCAACUAUAUUUCCAUCUGUUCUGUCAUUUCGUGAGUGCAAAAAUAAAGAAUUGCUUACUCUACCAAUGAACAAUUUCACACACACACAUAUGAAUAUCUUGGGUGUAAGUUGUAAUAUCCUUGAAUGCCCAGCUCAGCUAAUUUCCAGCUUCUUUAGGGCACAGAAGGUGGAACAAUCUGUUUCUUGGAAGAAUCUACUUCAUGCUUAUUUUAUUUUUGGCUCAGUCCCUUUACCAAUUCUCUGCAAAAGGUAUAAAUAAACUACAAUAUACUUUUUUUAGGGUACCUGUACCAGCAUCUCUAGAUAUGUGCAUAGAAUUUCUGAGAAAUUACAGUUGUAUAAGCAACUUAUCCCAGACACUUAUAGACAUUAUCUUUUAAACUGUUAGGUGAUCUCAAGCCCACAUAUGCACACAUGCAUAUGCACACAUGCACAUGCAUGCAUGCAUAUGCUUAUUCUCUCUUUCUCAUCAUUACUAAACUGCUGGAUCAACUGAGAAAUCAGACCAGCUACCUUUCUCUCUUUGAAGGAACUGAUCUAUUCAAAGAAUGAUAGUUAUAUAGAGAGCUUUUUUGUUAUCUUCCAGCCACAAACCCCCCCCCCCCUAAAUAGAAGAAAUGUUGUCUGUCCUCCUUGGUUGAAAUAUUUUAUAUGACUUGCUAAAACAGGGACCAUUUAUUGCAUUACAUAAAUUCAGAUUCCUUUUGUUUUCACCUGAGCAUCUCCAGUCUCGUUUACUCCUGCUAGGAUUCUUCGAUCCCCUAUGUCUGUGACAUUGUCAUCUACUCUACCUGUUUCUAUCAGGUGCUAACGAUUGCUGUUUAUCAUGCUAAUAUAUUUGCCUAUAGUUGAGAUGAUAUUACUAAGUCUCCAUUUUCUUUUCUUUCUCUCUCUCUCCUCUUCUCUCUCUUGUAUACAUAUAUCUACAAAUACAUUUUCUUUGGACACAUAUACAUGUAUACUUACAUGCAUACAUGCGUGUGUGUAUGUAUAUAUAUAUAUAUAUAUAUAUAUAUAUAUACAUAUAUACAUAUAUACAUAUAUUUAUUA